Anneissia japonica is the source of this 3200-nucleotide messenger RNA. RefSeq lists its product as uncharacterized. The record is from RefSeq and is a predicted model, not a curated record. Lineage: Eukaryota; Metazoa; Echinodermata; Crinoidea; Comatulida; Comatulidae. Gene Ontology annotation, molecular function: protein binding. Bases 146 to 2758 code for a protein of 870 amino acids. The transcript is spliced from 3 exons.
CUUGGCUGGGCCCACUCUGUUCGUUGUCUUUCGAUCUGUUGGCGGCCCAUACCCAUCAACUGAUCUGUGAUCGACGACGUAUUGUUUCUAAAUAAAAUAAUCGAUUAGAUUUAAAGUGUUAGCACAUUCCAUUUUCAUUUAUACAAUGAGUUUCAAAGAAAUAAAUGACAGACUUAAACUUAUUGAAUUCCAUGCUAAUUGGAAUCUUGAAAAUACAUCUAAAACAUUUGCGCCACUAAAAGAGUCCAUUGAUGAGUAUCUCCAAAACAACGCAUCCAUUGAAGCACACUUUUUCAAUAGCUACAUAUGUAUGUCAGGUAUUAAGGGAAUAGGAUAUAAAGACAUUUUGGAAGCGAAAGAAAGCAAUGAAACAGCUUAUCGCCUGAUAAAUGAAAUAGAAAAUGAGCCAAUAAGAGAUGGUUAUAAAUCGAUAUAUUUGGCUAUGCGUUGCUGGUUGGCAUUGAAAAAUGAAAAGGAAUCAUUUAAGGAAUUGGAAGAACUUAAGGAACUAGAUAAAAAGCAUCAAGCAUCGGGAACACAAACGAUGUUCCAAGCUAGUAUUCACGCCACAAAAGGAUUUGCCUUUUCAAGAUUAUCAUUUGCUAGAUACUACGAAAGUGAAAUAGAGCUAAAACUAGCUACUGAUGCCUGUCCCGACAAUGUAGAAUGGUUGUUUAUGUUUGGACUCAUAAAGUGGCGAAAAGGUAAAAGUGGUCUUGGAAGAUAUUUUACUUCAUCUAAUCUAGAUAAUGUUGAAAUUAUUAUGAACAAAGUUUUGGAAUAUAAGUCUGAUCACGCCUACGCUAUGGCGAUUUCAGCAGAUAUAAAACGAAGAAAAUAUGAACAUAAAAACAAGGAAUUUCAAGAUUGUAAAGAUGCGAGUGACUUACAACCAGAAAGAAACCAAGAAUACUACGUUAGUAAAGAGCAUGAACUCUAUAAAACAAAACUCAAUGAUAUAAGUAAUAUAAUAUCAAUACUUGUAUCAUCAAUGCAUAACGCUCUCAGACCAAAAAUAUUGAGCAUAGUGGCACAAAGCUUUAUUCGAAUGGGUUCCGCGUAUUCUGUAAAAGAUAAAUCCAGUAGCACUGACAUUCAACAAACGGUUCCUAUGCCUAAAGAGCUGCGAGUCUUAUGCUCUUCUCAAUUGCAAUCCGGAUAUUUUUUAGCAGCCCGCAAUGUCAUCGAUUAUGCUAAAUCCCGCUUUAAAACUGCUGCAUGUAUAAUUUCUCAGGAAGCAGUACUUCGUCGCGAACAAAAUAAUACUGAACAAGAAUUGAGAUGUCUUGAAUUGGCUAUCAAAUUAAAUCCGGCCAACAUUGCAGCCAAGAUAGAAAAGACAGUUGCACUAACACGUAUUGGAAGACAAGAAGAAGCUUUAGAAAUUUACGAUACUCUUCCGCUUAAUUUCAAAGAUUAUCCCUUUGCAUAUUUUGAUAUAAAUUACGCAUUUGCAAUGUACUUGAACGCUGAACGUAAAUAUGAUGAGGCACUUUCAAAAAAUAAAAAGUGCUUAGAAAUCGCAUUCGAGUCGUUUGUAAAAGAAGGUACAUCAGAAUGUGUUGAAUUUUAUGAAGAACAAAAUAGAGGAAUUUGGUCCGUUAUUAAAUAUCUAAAAAGAAAUUGGGAGAUUAAGCGAAAGACGGACCCUUAUGAUAUUAAUCCCAAGCUUAAUCUUGCUGAACUCAAUGAAAAACUUCAAAAAUAUAGGAAUGCUUGUUUUUAUUAUCAAGAAGCCUUAGGUACACUUCUUCAAAGUAAUGAGCAACAUAAUCGGCAUCAAGAAUUAAAUAUCCGGAUUGGGUUAGCAAAUGUUACACUGAAGUCUGGUAACGUAAGCGUAGCAAGUACAAUGCUAGCAUUUCUGGACGGUAUGGAUGUGCGAGAAGAUGAAGCAGAUGAAAGGUUGAAAAUUCUUGACAUGAAGGCAUAUGUGGCAGUAGCUGAAGGCGAGAAGGCAGCUAAGUCAGGCGACCAAGAGGGAGCGUUAAAGCACUUCAUAAAAGCAACGAAAACUGGCAACCUACAGGGUGCAAAUAAAUUGUUAGCAUUAAUCGGAGAAAAUAAAUAUGAUAAACAUUUUUUUCUAUACUGUGCUUUAAUUAAACAAUGUGUCGCGGCAAACACUGGUAAGGACAAAUCAAUGUUGGAAAACGAUCUUCGUGAACUUGUGCUUUCUUAUGAUGGUGACUGUUUAAUGAAAAACACUUUAAAUGAAUUACGUCAAUGCCAACUUGAAAUGGAAUAUAAUUACUUAUUGUCUCGUCUAUACUCCUGUAUGAAGAUUAGUAUUGUAAUUAACAAAGCUCGUAGCAUAUUAAACUAUGCAGUGACAAUGUUUAGAGACAAAAAUUAUCCAGAGGCUAAGGAAAAGGAAGAAUGGAAAGACAAUUGCGAUUUCUUUAUAAUUUACGAUAGCACAGCAGAUGAAGUUGAAAACAAAAUUGUCAAAAAAUUAAAGAAGAGAGGAUGGACAGAUUUUCGAAAUAAGUUUACAAAUCUGUUAGAUUUUCUUGUGGCAAUCCAACCUGUAACCGAUCCUGUUAAUAACAACUGGCUGAUGGCUCUCAUCACACUGGAUAAUAUUCAAAAACAUCAGCAUUCUCUGAGCCUAUAUAAAAAUCGGGAUGGUGAACUGGUACGCGAGAAUGUCAAGAUUAUCGAAAUUGCUAGGUGUGCAUGUUUUCAUCUAAGAACAAUAGUGGAGGAAUUCUGCAAAUAUUAUACACCUUCUGGAUCACACUCAGGAGCUAAUUAGUAUGUCAUUGUCAAAAAACAAUAAAGAGAUAUAUAAUCUCAUAGGUGGUCUUCAUUCUAAGCAAUUUAUGUGCGUCGGUAGCACACGUGCUUGGAAAACUUCCAAUUUCUUGCAAAUAUGUCUAAAACUUUAGAUUUAUCAGGACCAGUGAACUACAAACAGAUACCUAAGUUUUUGAAUGGUUAGUUAAUAUAACUAUAUCGACUUGUAGAUUGGUUUGGUACAGUGGAACGGCAUGAUUUGCCAAUCUCAAAGUCAGGAAUUUUGUUUGUUCGUUUGUUUGUUUUUUCUUGCGUAAGGCAGAUUUAUCUGUAUUGCAGAUACAGAUUAAUUUUUAUUGUCCAAUAAUUUUGGAAAUUACAUUGCUCACUUGCUAUAUAAUUAUCUUCUUGAAUACUUUAAAUUAAACUCCCUUAUACCAGUUGUGUAAAAUGAGUACUUG